Cuscuta epithymum is the source of this 750-nucleotide messenger RNA. NCBI's taxonomy places the organism in Eukaryota, Viridiplantae, Streptophyta, Magnoliopsida, Solanales, Convolvulaceae. The record is from the annotation of a GenBank genome assembly.
CUAAUACUCUCGACGUACCAAGCUGCAGCAUGCAUAAGCUAAGAUUUUUGUUGUUUCUAAUUAUGAUAUUCGUAUCUUCUCCUAUGUGGACGCUAAAGCCAAUGGCAAAAGGUUUGCCUCACGCGCCAAACCUCGUGGUCGGGAACGGACCGGGAAACAUCCCGACCAUUGCAGAGGCCAUCGCUAUGGCGGUCCAAAGCAGGGUCCAGCGUCGGAGGUUUGUUAUAAAAAUAACAGCAGGAGUUUACAAUGAGAAUAUUAUCAUUGACGACGAUCUCCCACGUCUCACUCUACUCGGAGACGGAAAGGGACGGACUAUUAUCACUGGCCAACGAAGUGUUGGUGCCAGUGGCGGUUCUACUUUUGACACCGCAACCGUUGGUGUUGACGCAGUUGGGUUUAUAGCCCACGGCAUAACAUUCAGAAACACUGCCGGUCCGGACAAUGGGCAGGCCGUGGCACUGCGGGUGAGCGGCGACCGGGCCGUGUUCUAUGACUGCUCAAUCGAAGGCUACCAAGACACCCUCUACGUCUUCGAAGGGCGACAAUUCUACAAAAACUGCGACAUCUACGGCACCGUCGACUUCAUCUUCGGAAACGCAAAAGCCAUCUUCCAGGACUGCAACAUCUUGGGCCGAAUGUCAACCCACAGCGAGGCCGUCGUGAUCACGGCAUCGAAGCGCGACACUCCGACGGAAGACACUGGGAUCGUGAUCCAUGGCUCACGCAUAUCAAUCGAACCGGGGACAG